Molecule: messenger RNA, 5702 nt
Organism: Scleropages formosus (Asian bonytongue)
Lineage: Eukaryota; Metazoa; Chordata; Actinopteri; Osteoglossiformes; Osteoglossidae
Gene: ets1
Product: v-ets avian erythroblastosis virus E26 oncogene homolog 1
Exons: 10
Coding region: 768-2567 (599 amino acids)
Biological process (GO): regulation of transcription by RNA polymerase II; cell differentiation
Cellular component (GO): nucleus
Molecular function (GO): sequence-specific DNA binding; DNA-binding transcription factor activity, RNA polymerase II-specific
Source: RefSeq, a predicted model, not a curated record
CUGCCGACGGUCAGCGCCGCCGGCGGCCGCCGCUCGCGAUCGAGCGUCGCUCCGAAAACGAGGCGCUUAAGAGCGACUGUCCGCGCGAGCCUCCGCGCGAAGGCACACGAGUGGCCGUAUCGCGCGCGUCCGGAUGCGAGAGACACGUCGUCGUAUUUAUUUAUUUGUCAAACAUUUAUGGACCUUUAUCUUAGACAUGAUAAUAGAGACGUUGUCGGGCACACAGCUAUUAAAGAAUCGUGUUUACCCAACUUGUAUGAAGUUACAGUUAUUUAUUUUUUUUCUGUAUCAGUUUUUUAGGGAGUGUAAUAGAUGUGAUUUGUUCACCGGACUUCACCACAACUACUGAUAUGAAUGAUAAGUAGCACUUAACUUAGUGGUCAUGUUGUUAACACGUGAACGUGCGCAAAUUUGUAUUCUCUUUGUCGUACACCGCGAGGAAACGUCUGCUGAAUGAAUAAAUGUAAAUGAACUAAAAUGACUUUUUUUUUAUUUAUUUUUCCUUUUUAAAUUUGAGUAAAGCGAUUUAUUUUGUAUCAGCUCGCGCCGGUGACAUAUAAUUUAUUUCACUCACUGUUCUGUUCUCAGAUUGCCACUACUUGCCUUGCCAGUUUCCGUCUGCCUACUUAUUAAUUUGGUUCUUACUCACUGUAUUAAUGUAAUUCAGGGUAAUAUAUCAAUCACUCACCGUACUGAUGUUUCAUAUGGAAAGGUAGGUUCAGUGGAUUUUUUGCCGUGUAACUUGUAGAAGGAUGGGAGUUGGGUAGAUGCAUCCAGACACAUGCAGCUCUGAGUGUUUUCAGCAUAAGGAUCAGAGUUUGCUGAGCGUUUCAAGAUGUGCUGCACAGCAUGAGGAUCAGAGCUGCUGCUCCAUCGCUGUACCUGUGUGGCUGUGCUGCGCUCGCUGUGCGCGGACCUCCCGGACAGACAGCCCCUCUGUCUCCCACACUUCCAUCCCUCACCUCUCCUGCUGCUUUUUGAGCAAAGAGAAAGUGGUGGCUGGUUGGCAGGGCUGGACCCCGGGGUGGGCAGAAGGAACCGUCUCCGGAUCGGUUUGGGAAACUGACCCCAUUCUCCUCCUCGCAGCAGCUUUUGCCAUCCCAGACAACAGAAUGAGUUACUACUACAUGGAUCCAGUUUCCGCGUACCCUGCCUCUCACCCCUGUGACCGCCUCGGCCUGAUGAGGCAGGGCAGCAGGGUGGAGGUGGGAGAGCCGAGCCCCGUUACCGGUGCCUGUCCCGCACAGCAGUACUACAACCCACGACCUGCCUACCCCCAGGACGUGACCCUGCAGGAAGUGCCCAAUGGCCACGAUUUCUGCCUCACAGAUCUGGAGUGCGGCGAUGUUCCUCUGCUCACUCCAGGGAGCAAAGAGAUGAUGUCCCAGGCCCUGAAAGACACCUUCAGUGGCUUCACGAAGGAGCAGCAGCGUCUCGGAAUACCCAAAGACCCCUGGCAGUGGACAGAGAACCAUGUGGCCGAGUGGCUGACGUGGACUGCAAACGAGUUCAGCCUGAAGAAUGUGGACUUCCACAAGUUCUGCAUGAAUGGUGCCUCUCUGUGUGCGCUGGGCAAGGAACGCUUUCUGGACCUCGCCCCAGAUUUUGUUGGGGACAUCCUUUGGGAGCAUUUAGAGAUGCUUCAGAAAGAUGUGAAAAAUUUUCCCGUCAACGGCCUGAUCUCAAACUUCCAGGAAUCCCGCUAUACCUCAGACUACUUUGCCAGCUACGGCAUUGAGCAUGCCCAGUGCGUGCCUCCUUCUGAAUACUCAGAGCCGGGAUUCAUCACCGAGUCGUACCAGACGCUGCACUCCAUCAGCUCGGAAGACCUGCUGUCGCUCAAGUACGAGAGCGAGUACCCCAAUGUAAUCCUCCGCGACACCCCGCUGAACCCCCUGCAAGGGGACUUUGUCUCUAUCAAGCAGGAAGUCAUCUCUCCAGACAACAUGUGUGUGGGCCGCAUCAGCAGAGGAAAACUGGGAGGCCAGGACUCUUUCGAGAGCAUGGACAGCGUGGAGAGCUGUGACCGGCUGACGCAGUCCUGGAACAGUCAGUCCUCCUUCAACAGCCUGCAGCGCGUGCCCUCCUAUGACAGCUUUGACUCUGAGGACUACCCCACUGCACUUCAUGGCCAGAAGCCCAAGGGCACAUUCAAGGACUACGUGAGAGAGCGCUCUGACCUCAACAAAGACAAGCCUGUCAUUCCAGCAGCUGCACUCGCCGGAUACACAGGUAGUGGACCCAUUCAGUUAUGGCAGUUUCUCCUGGAGCUUCUUACAGACAAGUCUUGCCAGUCUUUCAUCAGCUGGACAGGAGAUGGGUGGGAGUUCAAGCUGUCUGACCCAGAUGAGGUGGCCCGGAGGUGGGGCAAGCGGAAAAACAAGCCCAAGAUGAACUACGAGAAGCUGAGCCGAGGCCUGCGCUACUACUAUGACAAGAACAUCAUCCAUAAGACAUCGGGCAAGCGUUACGUGUACCGCUUUGUCUGUGACUUGAAAAGCCUGCUGGGAUAUGCCCCUGAGGAGCUUCAUGCCAUGUUGGAUGUUAAGCCCGACACGGACGAGUGAUGGCACCUGGGUGGGGCAGCGCCAGGAGGGGUGGAGCCAGGGGGAUUGGGCGCUCAAAGAAUUCUGUGCAGAACUCGGUGGGCGUAACAGGACCAAACAGGGUCUUUUUCAACGCGUAGCUUUGGCCCGUUUUACCGUUUGAGCUGUUUCAGCUGACAUUGAAAAGGGGCAGAAGAUUGCCAUUUGUGUGCGUCAUUUCAUUGCCUGUCACAUCCAGGACUGUGUGUGUGUGGAACAUAUUCAUACAUGUAUUUAUAGACAUAGAUGUUAGACGUACAUAAGCAUAAACACAUGUAUAUAUAUACAUUAAAGAUAAAUCUCAGCUCAAAUAAGUGGUAAAUGGAAAGCUAUCAGUUAAAAAAGGCCAUUAUGCUUUAGAGCACAAGCAGCUGACUCAGAAAGGGCCAGAGGAGAGUAGAAGAUCCUGAAACAGGCUGAUCUGAGAUGGAUGAUUCCUACUACAAAAAAGAAAAAAAAAACCGUUGCCAAAAGUUAAGAGGAACUGUAUAAAUUAUGGUAUUUACAUACUUAUGGUCUGUCUGCCUCUCUGCACAGAGAACAAAUAGGCAGAGUUGUUAGCCAAGACCCCAAAGGUGUUUUUUUUUUUUUUUUUGUUAUGUUAUGUUGAAUAGAAGUUUGUGCCAGUAUUAUUGUUUUUAAUCUCCUGUCUUAAAACAAUGAACUCCCUGUUGUUUCUGAGGGCUCCCUUUUGGCCUCAGAAUGGUUUACGUUUAUGAAGGCUGGAAACCAUAAAGUUGUUAACGCCGGUGGUAUUUCCUUGCACCAUGCAAGUCUGUGACAGCAACGGGCUUUUUAACGAGGAUAACCUGACACGAUAGUGCUGAUUUGGUUUUCAGUCGAUGCUGACAUUGAGUCAUUUUCAACGCUUUGAAAACAAUACUCAUUCCGCGAGUGGUUGAUUUACACAACUGAAAGCGACCGUUGAAUUUAAACUGCUGCCUGUCUCCUCCAUGCCGUGCACACAUUCCCUGGGCUUCAAAAACAAACGGCCGACUGCACGUCGCUGCACUCCUGCAGCCUUUUAACGCCUUCGGUAGGCAUUGGCGACUCGACCUUCAGCUUCUAUUGGGGUUUAAAGAUUUUUGGGCGCAUGGAACGUAAGGUCAGGAAUUGGUGUUUGCCUCCCCAUAUUAAUUGUCUCAGCCCAACACAGAGUAUAUCGUUUGAGGGCUAAGAAUUGUGCAGAAGGUCCCUGGUGAUUUGCUGUCACUGCAUUGUGUAUGUCGCUCUCAAGUGUAGGUAAAGUAUUAUUAAAAUGGAAAUUACAUGUUAAUUCAACCAACCUCCCCACUGAAUCUCUGACUAACAAAUUUAAGCAACUGUUGCUUUCACUUCUGCCUUUGCCGAAAUUAAAAAAAAAUGAUAUUGGGGAAAUAACAGGAAAAAUCAGUAUUAAAUUUAUAGGGUGAUCUGAAGGGGGAAAAAAAAAAUCCCAUUAGUUUGACUGAAUCAUGGUCUCAACUGAAUUGUGAGACAUAUACUUGAGGUAUUGUUACAGUGGAAGGCCUGGGAAUGUAGUUUGAAUGUACUGUAUUAUAGUUUAUAUUAGGAACUCAAUAGCCUUGGGAAAGACAGCAAGCCUCUCUCUCCUUGCACAGUCGUUAAAAUACAUAACCUUGUAAUGGAGGAGGCCAGCUAUUGUAAACCAAGUGUUUUACUGGAAAAAGGAGGAGAGUAAAUAGAUAACGAGGCUGUGGAGUUAGAGAGGAUACUGAGAAGAAAUGUGCGAAAGACUGUAGAGAUGAGGUAUUAGUGAACGAUCCAGUGGCAAACGGAUGAGGUGUUCGCUCAUGUGCCUCAUUUCACAAAUAAGUUGGCGGAAAGACAUCUCCUGUACUGAGAACACGUGGAUGGAUUUGCUAUCGUGAAGUUGCUCUGGAAGAGGGUUUUGCAAGCUCAAGUAUACAGGUGUUUUUAAGCUCCGUUUUAAUGUAGUAGAAGGUGUCAAGAAGUACUGGGGGGAAAAAAAUAAAUGUCGAGGUUUGGGAAAAUACAAGAUGAAUGGGGUUGAGUGGUACAAACUCUUUUUGCUGUAGUGUUUUUAUAGACGCUUCAUUUUGGAGGGUGAUGAACCGGCAGCUGCUCGACACAAAAGAGGAAAUCAAAGAACGCAGCACUGUGCUCUGAGGAAUAUAUGAAAUGUAAGUUGGGAAUGUUGGCAAACCGUUACCAGUUGUGCCGGCGUUACACUUUUACGAACAGGCAGGACGGUUUUCGCCGUUUCCCUCAGCGGGAAUAGCACUGUGUAAAGGGCGUGUGGGAAAUGCAAAAUCUCAAAAAUACUGUCUUAAAAUACAAAAAAAAAAAAAAGGUUAUUGUUUACAAUGGCAGUGUCACCCAUCAUGAUUAUAAUAGCGUCACAGUUGUCUGUUUGUACAGAUUGUAUUUCAUAUGUUGUAUUAAGAGACCUCAAAUAAACAAACAGAUUCAAGGCCCUAAUAAUAACCGUGCCCAUGUGUGGGGUCUUGGAGUGAAAUGGGAAGAGUCCAUCUGCUGAGUUAGUUAGGGGAUGGAAUUCCUGUGCAUUAAAAGUGUAAAUUUCUUUGUUUUUUCUGCUUUUGGUCUAGUUUUAUACAUGUCCAUGUUUACCGGACAAAAUGGACAAUCUUAUCCAUGUUUACCGGACAAUCCAUUUUUAUCUGGUGCCACAGAUGGAGUAGAAGUUUCUCCAGCCAAAACUGCCAUUGCGGGAGUGUAGCCACAGCAUUCUCCCUAAACUACACACAUUUUGUCUCUGUCUGCUGAAUAUACAUUGAACCUCCUUUAAAAAAAAUUAUAUAUAUAUAUAUAUAAACGGCAGAUCUGCCGCUCUUGUCUGUUAGAGAGAUAAAAGCAGUAAUUCAGGUCAACAUACAUUCAUUUCACCAGUUUCUAUCAUUCCCAUUUAUGUUUUAAGUGAGCGAGUGCACCUGUCGGUGCUUGUAUGGAACACAGUGUUUCGGUCAUUGCGAACUUUGGGCUUCAAGAUAUGCCUUUACAGUGAUAGGAAGUAGCUUUGCUGUGUACAAAUCAGAUUAUUAGAGAUGUCUUGUAUGCCCAGAUUUAUAUGUAAUGUAUAAAUGCAUUGUUCAAAUCAUUCCAAGUGUACUUUACUUUGGCAAGUACCGACAUACA